Messenger RNA from Gilbertella persicaria, 1591 nucleotides. Its product is annotated as quinon protein alcohol dehydrogenase-like superfamily. The transcript has 6 exons. Lineage: Eukaryota; Fungi; Mucoromycota; Mucoromycetes; Mucorales; Choanephoraceae. The record is from RefSeq and is a predicted model, not a curated record. Gene Ontology annotation, molecular function: protein binding. The coding region runs from base 274 to 1500 and encodes 408 amino acids.
UUUUUUUUUUUUUGGAAUAUAAGGAGAAAAGGUGACUUGGUUUAUUUCAGUGUAACCCUAUAGAUAAUAGAGACAUUGGUAUAUUUUGCAUGAUUGGUUUAAAUUUCUUUCUUUUCUUUUGGAGAGAUAUCCGUAUCAAAUCACUGCGUCAUGAAUGAACAAGUAGAAUGAUGGCUGAAUAAUCUAAUUCUUACAAAUCAAGUGCGGUAUUUCAAGUAUAAAUUUGAUAAAAUUUUUUGUCUAUUUUUUUUUUUCUUUUUUCUUUUGUUCUUUAUGUCUGCUCACGAUCAAUUUACAGAAGACGAUGAUCUCGUCCAAGAAGAAUAUGUCCAAGAAGGAGAUGUUCAAGAAGAAGAAAUUCCUGAUAUGGUCAGUGGUGAACCUAUGGACGAUGAUGAAGACGAAGAAGAAUUUGAUGCUACAGAUGCUUUGGAAGGAUUUGAAGUAAAACCAGGCCAAGAUGAGGAUACGAUGGAAAUUGUAGAUGAUUCAGUCCAAGGUUUCUUUGAUCACCGUGAACCUGUUUAUGCGAUUGCCAUGCACCCUACCAGCAAUGGUAUUAUCGUCAGUGGUGGUGGUGAUGACAAGAGUUAUUUGUGGCGUUGUGAUACAGGUGAAAUGAUGCUCUGUUUAGAUGGCCAUACUGAUUCUGUCACGGAUGUUGCUUUCAGUUGUGACGGUAAAUAUGUUGCUUCUGCUGCCAUGGAUGGUAAAGUGCGUGUCUGGAAUGCAGAGACAGGUGAAUUCUGUGUGUCGGUGGAUGGUCCUGAUGAAGUGAUCUGGAUUGAUUGGCACCCUAAGGGUAACAUUUUAUUAGCAGGUGCUACGGAUUCGACUAUCUGGAUGUGGGCAAUGCCAAGUGGUAAAUUCAUGAAUAUCUUUAAUGGCCAUGCAGGUCCUGUGACUGCUGGUUGCUUUACGCGAGAUGGUAAGAAGAUUGUGUCUACGGCUGAAGAUGCUAGCUUUAUUGUCUGGGAUCCCAAGUCUGCUGCUGCUGAAUUCCGUCUAUCGGGCGACGAUGCUCGUUUCCAUGCUGAUCCCAUCACUUCUGUCUGCGUCAAUAAGGAUUCCACUUUGGCUAUCACAGGAGAUGCUUCUGGUAAAGCCAGACUGGUCAACAUCUUGAAUGGUCACAUUGUUGCUUCUUUAGAAAACCAUACGGAUUCUGUUGAAACCUCUUCUUUUUGUGAUGCUCUUCCCUUGGCUGCUACAGGUUCUGUGGAUGGUACUAUCUCUAUUUGGGAUGUUCAAACACAACGUCUUCGUGCUACUUUACAUCAUGAAGAUGCAGUCAUCAAAGUUAAAUUUGUAAAGAACUCUCCUAUGCUUGUGUCAUGUUCUGCUGACAAGACAGUCAAGAUGUGGGAUGCUCGUACCGGACAAUGUGUCAAGUCUUGGUCUGGUCACCGUGAUACCGUACUUGAUAUUGCAGUUGCAGAUGAUGGUAAUGUCAUUGUUACUGCUUCUGAUGAUGGCACUUGUCUUGUUUUCAGUAUGUAAAUUUUGUUAUAGAAUUCACAAAAAUAAAAAUAAUAAAAAAGAGGACUUUGAAUAGAUGUAAAAACUUUUUUUUUGUUUUCUUUAGAUCAUG